Molecule: messenger RNA, 384 nt
Organism: Schistosoma mattheei
Lineage: Eukaryota; Metazoa; Platyhelminthes; Trematoda; Strigeidida; Schistosomatidae
Source: the annotation of a GenBank genome assembly
AUGGUGAAUAACAAAACUGUAGAUCGUCUCUCACACACGGAUGUCGUGAAGGUUAUCAAAGAACGAUCCGACGUCGAAUUGCUGGUUGCGCAACCGAAGGACUUGGCAUAUUUUCGAAAAUUCCCUGAUGUAAUCAGUGCUGCAAUUAAGAAUCCCAUACGGUGUGAAACAUCGGAAGAGGACUUAAAUAAACUUACUAAUGCUGAAAAACACUUAGUCAAAGCAGAUUCAGAUACAAUGAAUGAAAUUUAUCAACGUAAACGUUCUCUCUUAAAGGCAAAUGAAUUAACGAGCCGUCUACAACGCCAUGGUUGUUUUGGUGACGGCACUGUUGAAAAUGGAUUCCAACCGAAUAUAAUACUGAAAACAAAUACUUCAUUUUGA